UCUGGGCCCUAGAACAACAUUCGCUUUGGCGAUUACAACUAAGCAACAACAAUGGCAUUUUUUAAAUUUAACCUAAUUUUGGGCUUGUGUCUUUUGGCCGUUGCCUGUCAGGCUGAACGUGCUCGUUAUGACAAUUAUCGUGUGUAUAGAACUACCGCUUCGAGUGAGGCUGAAUUGGAAGUUUUGAAAAAUUUGGAAGGUGCUUCGGAUUCUAUAAUGUUCUUGGAUGGCAUACACAGUAUUAAUAAACCCAUUAAUGUGGUGGUAGCUCCUCAUAAGGUACCUGAUUUCUUGGAAAUUAUGGGUACCAGUGAGGUGGAAUAUGAAUUGAUUGAGAGCAAUUUGCAAAGUCAAUUGGAAGAUGAUGAAGAACAAGUGGCUAAAUCUAAUCCUCUAUCUCGUUCGGUUUCGUACAACUGGAAUCAAUACUAUGAAUUGGAAGAUACCUACAAAUGGUUGCAACAAUUGGCUGUUGAAUAUCCCGGUGUUGUGACUUUAAUUGAAGGCGGCAAGACCUAUCAGGGACGUUCGAUUUUGGGUGUUAAAAUCUCCAAGAGUAAAUCGGAAAAGCCUGGCAUCUUUAUUGAGGCCGGUAUACAUGCUCGUGAAUGGAUUGCUCCCGCCACUGCCACCUAUUUGAUCAAUCAAUUGUUGAACUCUAAUGUGGCCAGCAUUAGCCAAGUGGCUGACAACUAUAACUGGUAUAUUUUCCCUCAUGCCAAUCCUGAUGGUUAUGUUUACACCCACACCAAAGAUCGUAUGUGGCGUAAGACUCGUACUCCUUAUGGCAGCUGUUUUGGAGCUGAUCCCAAUCGUAACUGGGGCUUCCAAUGGAAUGUUGUGGGUUCUAGCAACAAUCCCUGCUCUGAUACCUAUGCUGGUCCAUCUGCUUUCUCGGAAAUUGAAACUCGCUCCUUGGCCGAUUACCUUAAAACUUUGGAGGGUAAAAUCUCUCUCUACAUUUCCUUCCAUGCCUACUCUCAGUAUUUACUCUUCCCUUACGGUCACACCGCUGAAUUGCCACCCAACUAUAAGGAUUUGAAACAAGUUUUCGAUGUUAGUAUUGCCGCCAUCAAUAAACGUUAUGGCACCAAAUACACUGGUGGCAACAUUUAUGAUGCUAUCUAUCCCGCUUCGGGCGCCUCUGUGGAUUGGGCUUAUGAAAAUGUUGGCACCAGAAUGGCCUACUGCUAUGAAUUGCGACCUUCCUCCAACUCUUUCUUGGUUGGUUUUAAACUACCAGCUUCGCAAAUUGUUUCCACUGGUGAGGAAACUGUUGACUCUAUUGUUGCCAUGGUUAACGAAGUCCAAAAAUUGGGUUACUUCAAAUAAAUUAUGUCUUAUACAUUCCAUGUAAAUUGUAUAAAUAAAACGUUAUUAGAGAAUUAUUAAACGAAU
Molecule: messenger RNA, 1398 nt
Organism: Lucilia sericata (common green bottle fly)
Lineage: Eukaryota; Metazoa; Arthropoda; Insecta; Diptera; Calliphoridae
Product: zinc carboxypeptidase A 1
Exons: 1
Coding region: 52-1332 (426 amino acids)
Biological process (GO): proteolysis
Molecular function (GO): zinc ion binding; metallocarboxypeptidase activity
Source: RefSeq, a predicted model, not a curated record